CAGGAAGUAAACAGUAAGGGCGGCAUGCCUGAAUGUUUACUGUGACAACUCAUAGUCGGAGAUGAUGAUAACACUAUCUUGGAGCUUGCAUAAUGACCGACAAUUAUGAACAGAGGGUUUGAAGAGCUGUUUGUGGAACUAAACAACAUCGUUGAAACCAAGAGGAGACAACUGGAGCUUCUAACCAAGGAGUAUGCUGUACUGUUGAAACCAUGGCCCAGUCAGAAGAGAGGCUCGUCUGAAGAUGGUGAGGAGAAGGAUGCAAAUGAAGGCGGCUCAGGUAAACGGGUGGUCCCUAGUGAGGAACAAGGGGAGCUGGACCUGCUGGAGAAGUUCCUCAACCGGGCACAGAAAGCCAGGGAUGUCCAGAAGAAGAUUGAUACUAAACAGAGCAAAGAUAGGAAGUCAGGUUCUCGAAGAUUGUCUGAGGAAAAUGUGGAUAACAGGCAGGCAGAAGAACAAGAACUAGCAGAAGAACAAGAACAGACAGAGUUAGAAUAUGGUAUCUGCUCAGAGGAAAACCUCACCGUCGUUAACAAGAUCAGACGUGAAGUUAGAAAUGAACUUUUGCAAGGAAGGACAAAACCUACAGAGAACUCUCAUGUAGACAAGACUAAGAAAGCUUAUCAAAAUACAGUAGCAUCACAACCCAAAGGUCCUUCCCAUGUCAACAGUACUUUACAUACUAAAGGCACUUUACAUCCUGAAAAUACUUCACAUUCCAAAAGAUCUCAAAUAAGAAGUGCUUCACAUGGCAGGAAUGCUUCACAUGGUGAAGGUGUUUCCCAUUCUGGUAGUUCUUCUCACACAAGAACAGCUUCACAUGGUAGGUGUGAUACAACUAGUGGUGCCUCUCAUUGCAGAAAUGCUUCACAUGGUGAAGGUGUUUCCCAUUCUGGUAGUUCUUCUCACACAAGAACAGCUUCACAUGGUAGGUGUGAUACAACUAGUGGUGCCUCUCAUUGCAGAAAUGCUUCACAUAACAUGACACAUGACAGAAAGAGAAAGGAACGAUCCUCCUUGUUGGCUGCACCAAAGCCACCCCGACCCAGCAGUAGCAGGCCCUACUCAGCUCAUGUUAAAGCACCUUUCAAAACAGACCCCAAUGUCCGAGUUCCCAAGACGUCCACUACCAAAGCAGCCAUGGAAGUCAAUAAGGGACGUUCUACCACACGGUCAGGAAGUGUUGGAACCAAACCUCAAAGUCCCAAAUUGACAGAACACAUUAACAAUAAUAUGAAAACUGAAAUUACUAAACUUGUCCAUACAAAAUCAACUGGCAUUAAUUGUGAUAAACCUGUAGGCAAAAACUCAGAAACAUUGGAUGGGAAUGUAGCAUCUCUUCCAGUACUCCCACCAGCAGAGAAUGUCAAGAUGUUUGAUGACCCACAUGUAGAACCUCCGUCAUGGCCAGUAAACCCAACAGCAGAAAGAGUCCAGACUAAAGACGACGCACGUGUGAAACCUCCCAUAAAGUCAGUUCACCCAGCAGAUGGGCUAGCAAACAAGAUGGAUGGCCUGCAUAUAUCUGGAGCAGAUGUACAAGAAAAGUUGUUCACAUUGCAACAAGAUGGAGCUAAAAUAUAUAUACCAAGUAAAUUUCGGCGGAAAGUGGCAGCAAAUGAGAAACUGAGGGAAAAGGUUGCAACCCAGAAAGUUACAAAGAAAGUGGGCAGCUGUGACGCAAAGAUGGAGUUUUUGGAAAGACUAGAGCAUGGGUUCAACCCUGAUAGUGACCUUGUUACUCAGACGAGGGUCAUGUCAUGUCUGACUGCAUACCAGCACCUCCAUCAGUUGUUGGAAGGCCUGAAGCUCAGUGACAUAACAGAACUGUCCUCUACUGGCUCCGUGCUGCGGGCCAAGAUGAUGAUGGAGUACAUUCUGGCGUCGUGUGACCGCCUGCAGCAUGAAUCAGAGACCCUGGUGGAAGCGGAAUACAGUGCCCAUCUCAACAAGCCGCUCCCUGUGCUCCAGAUAGAUAGGGAGACUUCUCUGUCCCAGUGGAUGCCUCAUGUAUAUGUGACAGAUGUGCGACUGCCUUGUCCCUCUGUCAUCACGUACAGGACAGGCAAGGAAGUGCAGCAGUACAAACACCUGGUGUUUCAGCUGCAGUAUCUGCGAUUACAGUCAGUUGUCAUGGAAAUGGCCAUCAAUAAACUACUACCUGUUUUAUUGACUCUUGAUCCCAAAUCCAGGGAAUUCAUCCUGAUGUACAGGGCAGUCUAUGCCUUCUUGUCAUCAAAUGAAGCUCAACACCUACCAGGGAUUGUUCAAGAGAGCAUGUAACCAUACUACUAGGAGAGCCUGAAUGAACACUGAACAUCACUGAACAUAAAGACCUAUGAAGCUGAAACUUUCAAUGGUGUCCCUAAGAACUGUUCACAGAUUUCUGAAUUUAUUUUGUUCAAAUUGUACUGAAUUAGUCCCUUUCAAGAACAUGUCAUCUUUCCAAUAAUUAUCGAUGUUAUAAAAUAUUGUGUGUUGCAUUAUGUGUGUAUAUAGCAUGAAUAUUAACUGUCAAUACGAGGGCUGGGACAACAUACAAAGUCAUGUUACGAUAGUAAGAUCAUGGUGACAAAGAGACAUUAACUCAAACUGAUGAUGUAAGAUGGAAGCUUAAUGUGAACAUCCCUUACAAAUGAUCCUUCACUGUGACCUUUCCUGCCCGCCAAGAUGACACGUACCUACAGUAAAAUGCUUUUCAAGUUAUUGUUUGAACAAACUUUCCUCUCAAGACUUAUUUACAAAGUCUACCUGUAUAAACAUUGAUGCAAGGAAGAUGACUCAUGGACAUGCUUUGUACAUAUUGUAAGGAGUCCUCCAAAAUAUUUAACCACACUCUAUGCAGGGGUUGUUGCAAGUGAAGGAAAAUUGUACACAGACUUGCAUUUUCCCGAAGACACCCCAGCUGCAGAACAUGGAUAGUACUUUCUCUUACAGGGCUAAUCUAAAUGUAACAUACAGCCUGCAAGAUAAACUUUUGUAUAAAGUUAAUUAAAACUUAUUCUACAAAGGAUCCCCCCCCCUCCCCGUCUCCUAAUUUCGGAACUGGAUGAGAAUGUCAUCAGGAGAGCACCACCGUCUCUUGUGUACCAGGGGCAUGUUGUAGGGAGCAGCACUGCCGGGUACGAUUGUAGGGAAAUAUCUUACAAAAGGCAGUGUACAGGUCACACAUCAUGAUGCCACCUCAUAUUCUGCACAUCAGAGUGAAAUAUUGAUCAGCUCAGUUGACAUGUAACAUUGUACAGUAAAAAAACCUUUAUAACGAACAUACUUACAACUGACAGAUGUAACAAACUAUUUCUUGGUCCCACCCAUUUGCUGUAACAUAUGCUAAAAACAAACUACGGUUAUAACAAAUUAAAAUUGGUGGUCCCUU
Messenger RNA from Haliotis rufescens (red abalone), 3379 nucleotides. RefSeq lists its product as uncharacterized. Bases 106 to 2286 code for a protein of 726 amino acids. The record is from RefSeq and is a predicted model, not a curated record. The transcript has 11 exons. Lineage: Eukaryota; Metazoa; Mollusca; Gastropoda; Lepetellida; Haliotidae.